This is a messenger RNA of Acanthisitta chloris (rifleman), 401 nucleotides long. Its product is annotated as 60S ribosomal protein L37. Gene Ontology annotation, biological process: translation. Gene Ontology annotation, cellular component: ribosome; cytosolic large ribosomal subunit. Lineage: Eukaryota; Metazoa; Chordata; Aves; Passeriformes; Acanthisittidae. The record is from RefSeq and is a predicted model, not a curated record. The transcript has 3 exons. Gene Ontology annotation, molecular function: RNA binding; structural constituent of ribosome. The annotation marks the transcript as partial.
ACAAAGGGAACAUCGUCGUUUGGUAAGCGACGAAAUAAGACACACACCUUGUGUCGUCGAUGUGGGUCCAAGGCAUACCAUCUGCAAAAAUCGACCUGUGGGAAAUGUGGUUACCCUGCUAAGCGUAAGAGAAAGUAUAACUGGAGUGCUAAGGCUAAAAGACGCAACACCACUGGUACUGGUCGCAUGAGGCACCUGAAGAAGGUCUACCGUCGAUUCAGGAAUGGAUUCCGUGAGGGAACCACACCGAAGCCCAAGAGAGCAGCUGUUGCAGCCUCCAGUUCAUCGUAAAGACUCAUCUGUUUGUUAAAAUAAAUGGUCUUACCCAGAAAAUCUUUGACCUUUUUUUACAUACUUGACUUCAGUAAAAUGCAGUAUUCCUGAAAAUAUAUAUACCCUUA